Molecule: messenger RNA, 649 nt
Organism: Vitrella brassicaformis
Lineage: Eukaryota; Vitrellaceae
Source: the annotation of a GenBank genome assembly
CACAUGUCUUCCCCCCAACACGCGAACCUCUGUCUUCGAGAGACGCCCAUGCAAGCAACCAAGGUGACCAGACGGCACGCAGACACUGAGGCACGUCACACGGCCUAUCCCAAUGGUGCUAUCAGACGCACCGACACACAGCCUAGAAGACCAAUCCACCCACCCGCAAUCCCCACCACACAGCUUUGACGAUUCCUCUACUGCUUGUAUUUCUCGAUGGCCUUUCUCAUUUUGGGCUUCUCGGCAGCGAUCUCCCAUGGCGUCACACCCUGUUGUCAUGACAUCGCAUCACGCAAAGGAAUCGGUGACAGACAGACGUGUGAGGACUUACUUCGUCGUUUUUGAUGUCCAGCAGCUGCGCACCGCCCCACUCCAGCAGCUGAGCCGCAGCAGCUGUGGCGAAGGGCCGGCCAGCAGCCAGGUGCAGUGGCGUGUCUCCCAUCUGACGUAUCAAACAUACAACAAAGACAUUCUGUGUUUUUUCCAUCCCCCUGUGUGUGUGUCCCUUCUGUAUUUUUUCAAUCCCCCUGUGUGUGUGUCUCACGUGGUCCGUCUCUGUGAGGAGGGCGUUGCCUUUGAUGGCGUGGAUGGCCACCAUCGCGUCAACAGCACCAUUGUGAGCAGCCUUGUGGGAUGCUGUCCGCUUGAU